Messenger RNA from Torulaspora globosa, 2115 nucleotides. RefSeq names its product Apl1p (gene APL1). Gene Ontology annotation, biological process: intracellular protein transport; vesicle-mediated transport. The transcript has a single exon. The record is from RefSeq and is a predicted model, not a curated record. The coding region runs from base 1 to 2115 and encodes 704 amino acids. Gene Ontology annotation, cellular component: membrane coat. NCBI's taxonomy places the organism in Eukaryota, Fungi, Ascomycota, Saccharomycetes, Saccharomycetales, Saccharomycetaceae. Gene Ontology annotation, molecular function: clathrin binding.
AUGUCUGACCAGAGGGUCUUCACUAGAUAUAAAGCCAAUGAGCUGCGAGCUGAACUACAAGCCUUCGAUGUGAAAAAAUCGAAAUCGAGUGCUAAUAAGAGGAAGAAUGCUUUACGGAAGAUCGUUGCCAAUCUAACGAUGGGGAAUUACAGUGAGAUGGCAAUCUUGAUUCCUGAAAUUUUGAAAUUUUGGAAGAUCGAGGAUGACCUUGAAGUAAAGAGGAUCUGUCAUGAAUAUGUCAGAUCGCUGGGCUCCGCGAGGCCUAAGAUUGCCCUUGAGGCAUUGCCACUGAUACUUGGUGACCUAAACAGCAGGAACGAGCAAGUACAGAUUAUGGCGCUGGAAACAUUGGUAGCAGUGCCCGUAUCCGAGUUCUUCGAGGAAGCUACGAAAAAUGUUUUGUCAUUCAUAAAUCGCCGUAGCGUACCACCUAACGUGACUAAAACAGCAAUUUAUGCCUCGGAGCAACUGGAAUUCACAGGAUCUGCGAGGACAGAUCUUUUGGACCUUCUUUUGAAUCUUAUCGAGCGGGAAAAUACACAACCAACUUUAAGAAUAGCGGCACUACAUGCUUUGCAUACCAUUCACGACAGAAAUAUGGAUCUGCAGCCUUUAAGGCUCCACAUGGACACAUCAUUCAAACUAUUAGAUCUUCUGCCUCAACUGAAUGAAUGGGACAAGGCACUUGCAUUGGAGUCAUUAACCAUUUCAGCAGUGCCAGAAAAUCACGAAGAUGCAUAUGAAAUGAUUGAUAUUGCGUUGACGCAAUUGCAACAUGUUAACACCUUUGUUGCCCUGAACGCUUUCAAAUUUGUUGCUUACUUACUGAAUUACGUCGACCAAGUUGAUGAGUCGCUAAUUAAAAGAUUUUCAAAUUCCAUUGUGUCACUAUUGAAUAAACCACCAGAAAUACAGUUUCUUGUAUUGAGAAACAUCAUAUUACUGCUGCUGAGUAGAGAUACUCCUUUGUUACAAAUGGACGUUUCCUAUUUUUUCAUAGAGUUCAAUGACCCCAUUUACAUCAAGGACACUAAACUCGAAUGUUUAUACCUAUCAGCGAAUCGCGACAGUUUGUCGAGGAUUUUGGAAGAACUUGAACAGUAUGCCACAGAUAUUGAUAUUCAGAUGUCACGUAAGGCUAUAAGAGCUAUCGGAAAUCUUGCUGUCAAGCUCGAUAGAGAUUGUGCAGCUGAAUGUGUGUCAGCACUCUUGGAUCUACUGGAAUUUGGUGUUGAUUAUGUCAUACAAGAGAUCAUAUCAGUUUUUAGAAAUAUUUUGCGGAAACACACCGAGGACUUCACUUCCAUCAUAAACAAACUGGUUGAAUAUAAAGACUCAGUUCAGGAGCCAGAAUCCAAAAAUGCAAUGAUAUGGAUAAUAACUCAAUAUUCUCGAGAUAUACCGAAUUAUCUACAAGUUUUUGAUACCUUUUCCUCUAAUAUCAAGGAGGAAACCCUUGAAGUUCAAUAUUCCAUUUUAAAUUCCAGCGUACGGUUCUUCGUUAGAGACCCUAACCCAGCGACUGAGAAAAACUGUCUGCAAAUGUUCAAAGUUUGCACAGAGGAGACCAACAACCCUGACCUUAGAGGAAGAGCCUUUAUGUAUUGGAAUCUAUUGUCCAUGAGUCAGUCACCAAAGAACCAUCUGAUGAGUAGCGAUGCCAUCAAAAAAAUUGUAGACGGCGAAUUGCCCGUAAUAGAAUUGAAUACAAAACUAGAUCCACUCGUUUUAGAGGAACUUGAGCUCAAUGUUGGGUCCAUUGCAUCAAUAUAUCUCAAGCCCGUGUCUCAAAUCUUCCGAACGGACAGGACCAAACAUCUGCUGCGCAGUCCUGUUUUGAAUAAAGACAGGAAACAUAUCAAGAUACUGAGAAGAAGCACAAGCGGUCUGAAUUUUGACGGUUUUGAUGCUCUUCCGGAAUUGGUGUCUCGCAACGAUUCUGAUAGACGCUCGAACAUAUCCGCGAGAAGGACAAAGAUGAACGAUUACGAUAAGCCGGCUGAAAAGGUCAAUCAUUUGAAAGGCAAAAGGAAGUCAAGCUCGACAAGCCCUUCUAAAAUAACACGAAAGCCAUCGAUGUUAGUCAGAAAGCUAUCGAUACGGAGGCCCUUUUAG